UCUGUGACCAUAAGUAUGUCUUGUAAUGAAGUUUCUUUAAGUUUUCAUGUUUAUUUCUCACAGGCCUACUUCCAUUUGGGAAUCAAUGACAAACUAGGAUUAUCUGGAAGACCAGACAGGCCUAUAGGAUGCCUUGGAACGUCAAAGAUUUAUCGAAUACUAGGAAAGACUGUAGUUUGCUACUCGAUUAUUUUUGAUCUAAGUGAUUUCUACAUGUCUCAGGAUGUCAUGAUGUUGAUUGAUGACAUUAAGAAUGCACUGCAGUUCAUCAAGCAGUAUUGGAAAAUGCGUGGUCGUCCACUGUUUGUUGUACUUAUCCGUGAAGACAAUAUAAGAGGGAGCAGAUUCAAUCCAAUAUUAGAUAUGCUAGCAGCCUUUAAAAAGGGAAUUGUUGGAGGAGUAAAGGUUCAUGUUGACCGAGUACAGACAUUAGUAUCUGGAGCAGUUGUGGAGCAACUUGACUUCCUAAGAAUCACUGAAACAGAAGAGGCUCCUGUAUUUAAGAGUUUGGAGGAGCUGGAUCUUCCAAAACAUUCAAAAGUCAAGAGACAGUCUAGUACUCCAAAUGCUUCUGAACUUGAGCAGCAACCAGACAUAAAUAUUAAUGACUGGAAAAACAAGUCAACAUAUGAGAUUCUGCAGAAACUUGAUGACUGCAAUUGUCUAGCAAGUCAAGCGCUGCUUUUGAGCAUACUGCUUAAAAGAGAAGGACCGAAUUUCAUCACCAAGGAAGGUACUGUUGCUGAACAUAUUGAAAGAAUCUAUAGACGAGCUGGCAGCAAGAAGCUCUGGUCUGUUGUGCGCUUCGCAGCAAGUCUUUUAGGUAAACUAGUGGACAGCCUUGCACCAUCUAUUACUAAUGUUUUAGUUCAGGGUAAACAGGUGACACUUGGAGCUUUUGGCCAUGAGGAAGAAGUUAUUUCUAAUCCCUUAUCCCCAGCAGUCAUUAAGAACAUCAUCUAUGAAAAAUGUCAGUUACAAGAUGAAAGAGAAGCUGUAGUUCAGCAGGAACUUGUCAUACAUAUCGGCUGGAUCAUCUCAAAUUCACCAGAGCUUUUCAGUGGCAUGCUGAAGAUACGGAUUGGAUGGAUUAUCCAUGCCAUGAAGUAUGAACUGAAAUUCCGUGCAGGGGAUAUGCCGGCCAAGGACUUGUACCAGAUGUCCCCUAGUGAAGUGAAGCAGCUUUUGUUGGAUAUUCUUCAGCCACAACAGCAGGGGAGAGGCUGGCUUAACCGACGACAAAUCGAUGGUUCUCUCAAUCGAACUCCUGCUGGAUUCUAUGACAGGGUGUGGCAAAUCUUGGAGAGAACUCCAAAUGGUUUAAUAGUAGCAGGGAGAUAUUUACCACAGCAACCAACCUUAUCGGAUAUGACGAUGUACGAAAUGAAUUUUUCCCUCCUAGUUGAAGAUAUGCUGCAAAAUAUUGACCAGCCAGAAUACAGGCAAAUCAUUGUAGAGUUGCUGAUGGUUAUAUCUGUUAUUUUGGAGAGAAAUCCAGAGCUAGAGUUCCAGGACAAAGUAGACUUGGACAAAGUGGUACAAGAAGCAUUUCAUGACUUUCAGAAAGAUCACAACAGGCCAAAGGGAGCUGAACACCAAGAUGACAUGACUGCAUUCUACAACACUCAUCCAGUUGGAAAAAAGGGAACAUGCAGCUACUUGAGUAAGGCUGUGAUCAGUUUACUGCUAGAAGGAGAUGUGAAAACAAGCAAUGAUGAUCCUUGUACUAUUAGCUAAAGCUUCAAGCACGAUGUAGUAAUUGUUGCUUUAUUCACUGUUAAACAUUUUCAGGCAUGCAUUAAAAUACUGUUUUGAAAAGUAAUCUGGUUAGUAACACAAACACGCACCAUCCUUUGCUGAAAGAAGUGCCAUUAGAGACACUAAGUGCCCCUUAUUUUUCAUUUCUCUACUAUGCAGCAUGAAAGCAUACUGAAAGCACAUGAUAUUUGACUAAGUUGAAAGGCAUUGUACCUGUGAUCUUAAAUUGUGCAUUUACUGUAGCUGAUAUCUUAGAGAAAUAUAAUGUAAGAUUCUGCUUUUAUACCUCUAUUUAUAAUUGCAAAGAAGUUUAUUGUAAAUUCUAAAUGAAAUUCACAAAAUACUGUACUUAAUGAAGGCACAGGAAACUGCAGCAAUAUAAAACCAUGAUUUACUGUUUUUUCCUGAUUCUGCACACAAAAUGGAGGUAAAUAAAUUACAAAUAAUUUAUAUUUUUGGAUAAAAAUCAUCUUUUCCAUUCACAACUCACACUUAUUUGUUUGGAUUUUAAUUUUCAACUUGAUAACUUAAUACAUAGGUUUCACUGCAACUGAAUAACUGUUUUUUUUCUCCAGCAAUAAACACAACUACUUUCCUAAUUGUUUAAUAUCUGCAUAAAGGGAAAUACAUGAUAAUGAGAAAACAUUGUUUUGUAGCCUUUUUUUUUUUUAAGAAAGCAAGGAAACCUAUUUAAAAUGAACAUCAGUGACAAAAACUCUAAAUGAGCUAUCAAUGCAUAAAGGACUUCAAAAUAAA
Meleagris gallopavo (turkey) is the source of this 2514-nucleotide messenger RNA. The record is from RefSeq and is a predicted model, not a curated record. Lineage: Eukaryota; Metazoa; Chordata; Aves; Galliformes; Phasianidae.